CUUCUUCACGUCUGUAGAUCUGCGACUAUGGACACGCAGUCGACCUAUGUUUCCCAGAGCACGCUCUACAGCGCCGCUGGCGGCGGUGAUGACGAAGGCGGCGAAGCCAAGACCGCCGCCACCGCUGCCGCUAGCCUCCAGGCGUCUCGGUCCUUCUUCAUCAUCGACAAGUCUCGGAUGGUGGGGGAGAGGGACACUGUGGAGGACGCCAAGGUCGUCUACCUGCCGGAGAGCGAGUUCAAUAAGGAGCUGUACCACAGCCGAUGUAGCUGCCUGGUGGGCGUGGCAGACGUGUACAGGAACAUGACUGGGGAAUUCCCCCAGACCCUCUCCAUGGCUGGGUGCUAUUAUGCCUGCCAGCUCUUGGAGCCCAAUUACUUCAUGUUUCUGCUGGGGAGACCUCUGGAGCCGAUAGAGAGGGUCCGUGCCACUCUCCGCCACGUGUCAGACAUUUUCCACUUCUACUACCACUCCCCAGAGGCCGUCAUGAAUAAAUCACGUGGGGACUGGCUGACGUUCACGGCUAACAUGACCUUCAUUUUCUCCAAGAUCAGGGAGUACGUGUUUCGUGAUCCGCACUCCAUCGCCUUCAUGUUCCACACUCUGCCUUACAACCAGAAAGGACACAAGCAGAAGAGAUCUCGACUGUUCCUUCAAGCCUCACACAUCCUCCGCUCGUGUCAGGAGCAGGAACCCAUCGUAGGAGGCUGCAUCAUGUACAACACGGAGAUCGUGUGCAACCAACUCUCUCCUCUACUCAUGGAGAAGAUCCAGGUGGUUGGAGGCAAGGGCAUCGAGUUGAACACAAAGUCAAUUCUUGCAGAGAACGUAGCUCCGGAGACGGUGUGGGUCUUGGAGGUCCACCUGUCUCCAGAGGAGGCAGAGGACCUCGCUGACAUCCAGAGAGACCUCGUCUCCCAUCGGCAGGCCUACGAGGGGAUGACCCCCAAUCCGUCCCUCGUCGACAGCGCCGUCUCCUUCCUCUCCAGGUUCCAGUCGGGAGCUGGACCCACCGGCAUCUCGUCUUCCACCUCGUCUUCCAGGGGCACCCCCGCCAGAUCGGGCUGGAGGGUUGGUCGAUCCUCCACCAGAGGUCACCGGUCCCGACCCCGUGUGGUGGAACCAAAUCCCAAAUUCGACGAAGACUACUACAAUCUAUCCGUGGCAUUCAAUUCUCUCACGACACAGAGAGCGAACGAAGCAGGUGGACGCUUGGCUGCGAAACACGAGGACGUGACGGCGGCGUGCAACGCAAACAGCUCCACCAUUACGGUACUCCCUCGGGUGACCGAGACUCCGACUACAAGUCCCAAGGUCCCCCGCAGUGGUGGUGGGCGGGGCAAGACGGAACCAGCCGGUGGUGGUGGAGGAGGGAGGUCGAGGCUGAGCAGCGAUCGGAAGAUGCCACGGUUACACGGAAACAGCGGGAAACGGGACCUCACCACGCGAUCGUACGCCAAUCCAGACACCUUUCCCGAUGAAAUUCUACCUCCGGCGGCACCAAAGACUGAGUCUGGCACUGCAAAAUUACAAGACAACUCGGUUCCUGGCGUCCCUCCCCCUGCCUCCAUCCCUGCCUCCCUCGGUAUCCCCAUACCAACUCCCGGCAAGUCAGCAAACGAAGCACACUCCCCAAUCCCGACUGGUACCGCGGGAAGUUCGAGUCUGGAGGACGAGAGAUACGCGACUCCAUCUCCAAACUUUUCCCUUGUCGUUCCCGCUGCUCCCGGGGAAUCAGGGAGCAAAUUGCCCAGCCCUGUACAACCAACAGGUUUUGCUGCCGAUGAUUCACACUCGUUUCAAACGGCGGACGAGUUGUCUGACAAAUCCCACUCUCCUCCUCCUCCUCCUCUUCCAGAGAGACUCGAAACUGACCCAGACCCCUCCGAGACUGACAAGAAAGUCUUGAGCAUCUACGACACAAUAACCCCACCCCCGCAGCGAAGAUGGACCUCGCAGACAAGCUCGCAGCAGCAGCAGCAACAGCGAAAGUUUGAAGAGAGCGACGACUUUGUCGACUCUGAAAUUGUGGACCAGCUGCUGAGUGAAACCCGUCUAAUGAAGCAACAAGAGGAACUUUCCCGUCCAAAACGAGGGAGAACUGGCUGGGAACAAGAUUACCACCACCAGCCCCCUGCAUUGCCUCCGAGGAAUAGAAAGAUUGACGACGCCCCUGCCCCUGCCCCUGCGUUACCUCCCCAUAGACUUCGCAGCCCCUCGCUGGUUGAGGUCGAACAGCUCGUGGGGAACUCGGGUGAAUUUACAGUCGUCGAGCUCUCUCCUCCUGCCGUCCCUCAGAGAGUACUUCCACCGCUAAACCAGCAGAGAGGGAGUGAUUUUGAGGGAAGUAAUGUAGAGUUCACCCCACCUCCCUCUCCUCCCCCGAGAACACACAGUCGGAAGGGGGACCGUUCACCGGAGAAAAUGCCGCAAGAUAGCCCAGAUUUUAUCUACGGGCGUCCUCCCACGCCGCCUCCUAGAGACCACAAGACUACAGAGGAAAGUGAAAUGAUCACGAGUGAAGCGAUCACAGCUGCUGUUGAAAGAGACGGAAAUGCUAGUGAUCUACCGGAGCGAAGUGGAAGCUCGUCGCCCGACUAUCAGCACAGGGGCUUGACUCAAUCCUUGGAUGUGGGUAGCAGUUUGGAGGACGGACAUGUUUCCAGUGACAUGGAUACUGUGAGAGAGUCGGUACAGGUGAUUGAAGGAAGAGGUUGGCUCGGGGACACCACUACUGCCGCAGAAAAGGGUGGAGAAAGAGACAGCGCCUCAAACAAACUGGCGGAAGAAGACACGUCACAGACAAGGCGUUCCAGUUCCUCUGUGGAUCCAGUGAAGCCGGAAGAUCGUGGUACACAACUCACCGGGUCAGGGUCGCUCCAGGAUGAGUUUUCCAGUGUCAAAACCCUCACAAGUGACGAAGAAGACGAGGACUCGGGCGACGGUACGACGGCGAGUGCAAGCACGACCAUGCUCAGAUACCGACACCCGUCAACAAGCACACCUCGCGAGAAUCACACACGAACGGGACCUGGAUUGAACGAUGUAGGGGCCAAUGCUCUCGAAAGUCUCAACCUGUCUGCCCCGCCCCUGGGCACACCCGGUGGCAGAGGAGCUCCACCCAGCCUCAGUUUCAACCAGGUUAACACACCCGAGAUGACACUGCAACUCUCGAUGGCCGAGAAGCUAAGAGGGACGGCCGACGAACAGGGGCAGCGAGACGGAGGGGAGGAGGGAGGGAAGUCGCAAGUACUGAUGGUUGACCUUGCUCGGAUACACCAAACACUCAGCAGGAAUUUACAGCCCCUAGCGGCCCAGCCGGCACCUCCCCUAGAGACAUGGUGUAUCUACGUACAGCGACAGUUCAACACUCUGAUAGUCCUGGUGGCAAAGGCAGGGCUACAUGAUAACCACUCUCUCCUGACACAGCUGUGGAAGAGGUUGCUGCCGCAGCUGUUUGCUCUGGACCAAGGACUGGAGGAUCUCGAGGAACACCAACCUGGCAGACACAACUACAACCUAGCCGUCUAUCACAACUCUGACAAAUACUGUGCAGUGGAAUCUCGGAAGGCCCUCUACAAGUUCCGCCAUGCCGUCAGACUCACUCACCUGGAGUACCAGUCAAACCCUGACCUCUGCCAGGUCACACUGCUCAAUGCCCCCAAGAUGGUGAGUCAGAGUGUGAUGGGACGAGAGGUGUUCUACCAUCACCAGAGAGGCAGCCCUGGAGACGUCUUCAACACCACAGCCCUGGUCACCAGGACCGCACGAAACACACCUCACCAACCACUCUCUGGGGACACCCCUGCUCAUUUCCUCUAGCACCUUUUAUCAAUUUUUUUGAAGUCACACAGGUUUUUUAAAGGAAAUUUACCAUGCAUAAAUUUUUUGCAUUUUAAAUUUUGCGUGUCCAUAGGCUCUCAUAAAAUCAUAAUUAAUUUGUCAUUCAACUUGCAACCU
This is a messenger RNA of Geodia barretti, 3960 nucleotides long. The record is from the annotation of a GenBank genome assembly. Lineage: Eukaryota; Metazoa; Porifera; Demospongiae; Tetractinellida; Geodiidae.